Messenger RNA from Odontomachus brunneus, 3762 nucleotides. RefSeq names its product nucleolar protein 10 (gene l(2)34Fd). The record is from RefSeq and is a predicted model, not a curated record. The transcript has 16 exons. Gene Ontology annotation, cellular component: small-subunit processome; nucleolus; nucleus. Gene Ontology annotation, biological process: maturation of SSU-rRNA from tricistronic rRNA transcript (SSU-rRNA, 5.8S rRNA, LSU-rRNA). Gene Ontology annotation, molecular function: protein binding. The coding region runs from base 152 to 3466 and encodes 1104 amino acids. Lineage: Eukaryota; Metazoa; Arthropoda; Insecta; Hymenoptera; Formicidae.
UGCAGCUGAAAAGAACAGACCACCUAUUGAGAAAGAGAGAAUUGUCCCACGUGCACACAUAUAUCUAUAGGUUUUCAAAAAAUAAAGUUAUGGAGAAUUUAAAAUAAUUUAUUUGUCAUUAAGUAUUUGCGUUACGUAAAAGCUGCUAAAAAUGCAAGUUUCCGCUCCGAAUAAUAUAAAAAUUUAUAAUCUAAGCGCUGGGAAGUCUCUCCCUGAGUGGUUAUCUGAACGAAAACGAAGAAGUUUAGUAAAAAAGAAUGUCGACAUACGACGGCGCAUCGAACUUAUUCAAGACUUCAGCAUGCCUGGUGUGAGUACAUCCAUUAGAGUUUCUAAAGAUAGACAGUAUAUCCUUGCGACAGGAAUUUACAAACCACGUGUAAAAUGCUUUGAUGUACAAAACUUGUCAUUGAAGUUUGAGAGAUGCUUUGAUUCUGAUGUGGUCACUUUUGAGAUAUUAUCAGAUGAUUAUAGUAAAUUAAUAUUUUUACAUUAUGAUCGCAAUAUUGAAAUUCAUGCUGCUCAAGGAAAAUAUUACAAGCUUAGAAUGCCACGCUUUGGAAGAGACCUGAAAUAUCAUUAUCCCUCAUGUGAUAUUUUCAUUGUAGGCGAUAGUAAUGAAAUAUACAGAAUAAAUCUCGAACGUGGUCAAUUUUUGCAAUCAUUUGAGACGGAAGCAACUUCAGUAAACAAAUGUGAAAUAAAUUCGUUGCAUCAUCUACUUGUAGUUGGCACACAGGAAGGAAAAGUUGAAGCUUGGGAUCCAAGGAUGAGGAAUAGAGUUGGAGUGUUGGACUGUGCUCAACAUUGUAUUACCCAGGACAAGUUUGAAACAGUUCCAGCAAUCACAGCUUUAAAGUUUCAAGGAGGCUUGAAUUUAGGAGUUGGUACAUCGACAGGACAAAUAAUGCUGUAUGAUAUAAGAUCCAGUAAACCAUUUUUGAUGAAGGACCAUAUGUAUGGUUUGCCAAUCAAAAAUAUAGAAUUUCAUGAAAAAAUGGAUCUUGUUUACUCUAUGGACAGUUCUAUUGUAAAAAUAUGGGAAAAGAACAGUGGCAAAAUUUACACUUCUAUAGAAGCUCAGCACGAUUUCAACGAUUUGUGUGUUAUACCAAACACCGGUAUGCUCAUGAUAGCUAAUGAAACGAUAAAGAUGCAGACAUAUUAUAUUCCUAGUCUUGGACCUGCCCCGUACUGGUGUAGUUUCCUCGAUAAUCUCACGGAGGAAUUGGAGGAACUGAACUACGAUAUUAUCUACGAUGAUUAUAAAUUUGUUACUGAAAAGGAAUUAGAUGAAUUAGGUCUUUUGCAUCUAAAAGGCAGCAAUCUGCUCAGGGCUUACAUGCAUGGAUAUUUCAUGGAUAUUCGAUUAUACAGAAAAGCAAGAGAUGUGAUGAAACCAUUCGAAUUCGAGGAAUACAAGAAGAGAAGAAUUCGAGAGAAGAUUAAGGAGGAGUGUGUUAAUAGAGUACAGAUACAAAAAUUACCAAGUGUGAAUCAAGAGUUAGCAUUGAAAUUAAUGGACAACGCGAACAAUAAAAAUCGCAAGAAACAGGUGUCUUCUAAUCUAUUGAAGGACGAGCGAUUCAAGGCUCUCUUCAGCAAUCCUGAUUUCCAAGUUGAUAAAAAUUCUGAAGAAUUUGCUCUAUUGAAUCCUGUUAUUUCUCAACUCGACAAAAAUAAAGCUAAGGCGUUGAAACGACGACUAGUACAAGAGGAAGAAGAAGAAGAGAAACAGGAUAAUUCUUAUGAGAAUGAAACACAAGGCAAUAGCUCAGACGAGAGUUUCAUACAUGAUAGCUCUGAUAGCUCGGACGACGAGAAGCCGUGGGCUAAAGAAGUGCGAAAGAAUUAUCGCUUAAUAAGAAAAAACGAGAGAGAGAAAGAACAAGAGAAUAGUGGGGAGGAGGAUAAUAACCCGGCCGCGAAAAACGAAUCGAGACUAGACAAAAUUAAAAAUGAUGUGACGUUUGAAGAGGGCGAGUCAACAGCGAGGCGAAACAAAACAUCGUUCGCGGAGAGACUGAAGAACGAAGAGAUGUAUGAUGUCAAAGUGUCCGGCUCACACGGUUGUCGAGAAAUGACUUUUACCGUCGGCAAGUUGGACUCUAACAACGAGUCAAAAAAUGGCAAGGAUCCACCACCUCAGCAAAAUCAUGAAGAAUCUACUCAAGUCUCCAUAUCCAUAUUAACGGAUCUACAUAUUCAAAGCACCGAAGUUGGUGAGAUCGCCGAGAUGCCGGAUUACGAGAAUUUGAGUACAUCGGCGGUUCUUCAUUAUUGCAAACACAAAAUACUGAUGCCGUAUCUGAGACUGCUAGCAGUAAUGGGACUGAAACCAACCAGCAGCGAUGACUCUCGGUAUUGCAUCUUAGCGAAUCUUCAUACCUUCCAAGUUACUGUAUUUAUGUGCAUUGGAUACAUUUUACAAUACAUGGCCUGUUUCAGGAGAGACCGAGGAUUUUGUUACAAAGUAUUACCGUUGGAAAAUGGACAAACUAUAUCGGACGUCGGCGGAGAGCGGUCGCAACCGCUGUGCUAUGGAAACAUGAUAUUCAGCUACUUAAUUCCAAGCGCGUUGCAUUUAGUCGCAUACAUAUACACAGUGUAUCUAUUUCGCAUCAAGGAGAACGAGCAGCUGCAGAAUCUGAUGGAAAGGGCCUUCUUGCUUUCGUCGAAUCCCGUGAAUCGCGGCAAUCAGAAGCGUCUUGUUCAUAUACUGUGGUUAUUCAUAGCAUUGAGCGUGGUCUGGAUGAUCAUGGCGUUAGUUACAGUGAAUAUCCUAAUGGCGAAGGGAAAUAUUACAUUCCGCUGGUUGGAGCACAGUCCGCAUCAAGUAAAGAUAACGAUGAAAGUAUUUCUAAUCGUGUGUACCUUGUGGCAUGACAUGGUUCAAGGAACUAUCAUAACGAGUUACUGCCUACAAGGACAGCUAUUGAUGUCACAUCUCUACUUCUUACGCGGCAAAUUGCUUCAGCAUACUCUACCGCCCAUCGAUUGGAUGAGGGAAAUUUGCGAGUUUAAGAAGCUACUGAAAUAUUUUAACGACGAAUUAGGCCCGGCUGUAUGUAUCUACACUAUAGUCAAUAUGUCGUGGGCGGCUGCAGGUAUCAUCUGGCUAUUUCAAUACGAUGCCGAAGAGAUGAACAAGAGUUCAAUCACAUUUGUCAAUGUGAUGAAUGUUAUGUUAUGGGUAUUGAUAUCAAUCGCACCGUUCGUACAGGCCGCGCGUUUAACCACCGCCUGUUCCAUGAUGCAGACCAUAGGACACGAAGUACGUGUUCGACCGUUUGUAUAUCAGGGUACUCCAGGACAAGAUCUUGAUACUAUACUUCUGUACACGUCCUCUUUGAGAAUGUACGCUAGAUUGUUCAGAGUACCUAUCACAGGUAGAUAUUUGUGUCUACUGCUAACUAUCGGCAGUAUUUCUAUUCUUACCUUAGGACAAUGUCGGUUCUUUCAAUAACUGUGUGAAACCUACUGAAGAAAAGUUUAUUUCAAGGAACUUAUUUUUUCGAAUCAUCUUGAAUCUGAAUUUCUAAAAAAUGAAAAUUUGUAUAUACUUAUUAUGAGCUUCCGCACACAAUUCUAAACACGAUAUACAAUUUUCAUUUUUGUAGAAAUACGAAAGAUUCAAAAUAAUACAAUCGUGAUAUAUUGCACAAUGUAUGCCCUGUGUGUUUUAAGUAUACAACGUAUACUAUUAUUUAUGUAAAAUGUAUUAUCUAUAUCCACCUAAUAAAUUAUUUCACUUUAAAGAUA